Molecule: messenger RNA, 3192 nt
Organism: Clupea harengus (Atlantic herring)
Lineage: Eukaryota; Metazoa; Chordata; Actinopteri; Clupeiformes; Clupeidae
Product: protocadherin beta-15-like
Exons: 1
Coding region: 636-3182 (848 amino acids)
Source: RefSeq, a predicted model, not a curated record
GGUGCUUGGAGUCUAUACAUGUUUUGUACACUUUCACGUUUUUUUUUUCAGUGAAACCUGUCAGUGUUCUUCAUUAGUGGACACAUCCUGAGUAGGAAUUGUCCAUUGUGCUGAAAGUUGCCUUCCUUUGCAAUUGCCUUGUUGUGUUUCCUGUAAUUCGUUCAUCAUCCCCAGAAAUGGAUGGCUAUUUACUUUGAUGCCCCUUAAGGGGAGAUCUAUAUAACAACUUUUUGCAUUAAAUGUGUACCUCCACGGAAAAUGUUGUUGGAACAGAGUGAUCUAGUUGGAAUCCUUCAUUUGUCUCAAGUGUUUUACAAUCUAUUGUAUGUUUGUUUGACUUCUGCAUGUACUCGUUUGUUUGCACUGACUCCGUGUCUCGAAACAAAUAUGCAUGGGACACGAUUUAUCUUAUUCGUCCAAUAGUACAUUUUGUAGCAAUUUCGUAAACCACAUGAUGUCAGUGUUACCCAAGCAAAUGGUAGAUGGGAAAGUCCUGCCCCUCUUUCUGGUUUGCGGGUGUGUUUUGUUCCACCAGACAUGAAUGUUCUUCCUGGAUGGACAGACACUGUAGCAUGGGAGCCGGUCUUCGAUAAUGUUUACUCGAUGAAAAAGGACUAAACACUUCCUAAAAUGACAUGUACGUUAGCUAUUUAAGACGCAGCAUUUUUCAGACUGGUGCCGUUUCAAAUUUCUCAUUCAGGAUGGUAAACUGGAAAACACGCAAAUGGAAUUGCUUGGAGCUUGCUGUGUGCUUCGCUUUGUUGCUGUGCAUCGGGAGACCAGUUUCUGCCCAGAUACGAUAUACUGUUCCGGAGGGGGUGAAAAGGGGAUCUGUAGUUGGAAAUAUUGCUAAGGAUUUGGGUCUUGAUACUGGUUCUUUGGUGGAAAGGCGGUUUCGUAUCGUUUCCGGAUCAGAGGAGCCUCUUUUCGAGGUAAAUCAGAACAAUGGUGUUUUAUACGUUCAUAGAAAUAUCGACAGAGAGGAACUGUGUGAUGAAAGCGGCGCCUGUUUGACAAAUUUAAAGAUUGUUGUCGAGAACCCGCUGGAAAUUCAUUAUGUAGACGUGGAGAUCACGGACGUAAACGACCACUCUCCAAAAUUCAGAGAGACUGAACAGCAUUUUGACAUAGCGGAACAUACCAUUGCGGGGACACGUUUCCAAGUUCAAGGCGCACAGGAUCCAGAUUUGGGAAUUAAUUCUGUUCGCUUUUAUAAACUUAACCAGAAUGACCAAUUUGACAUUGAGACAAGGGAGAGACAUGAAGAAAAAAUACCUUUCAUUGUUUUGAAAAAAGCCCUUGACAGGGAGACGCAAAGUACACACAGUCUUGUGCUGACAGCGAUAGAUGGGGGAAAUCCUCCAAAAUCAGGAACACUAAAUAUUACAGUAACGGUCCUUGAUUCAAAUGAUAACCGGCCUGUAUUCAGCCAGGAGACAUAUGCUGUUGACCUAAAAGAAAAUGUUCCUGUCGGAACAGUUGUGAUCAAAAUAAAGGCGACAGAUUUAGAUGAAGGUUCAAAUGGUGACAUUGAGUAUGCACUGGGCAGAAAUUUAAAUCCUAAGGUGUAUGAAGUGUUUCAGCUAGAUAGCAUUACAGGUGAAAUACGAGUUAAAGGAAAAGUGGACUAUGAGAAUACUCAGAUAUAUAAAUUAGACGUGGAGGCAUCAGAUAAAGGACAGCCACCUUUGACAGUGGAAUCCGGUCUCAUGAUAAAGAUUAUUGACGUAAAUGACAACACUCCAGAUAUCGAAGUUACUUCGGUUUCUAACAUCGUUGCUGAGAACUCCAAACCGGGAACUGUUAUCUCGCUCAUAAGUGUGACAGAUAAAGACUCUGGCGACAACGGGAAAGUGACGUGUUCUCUGCCACACAAUGUACCAUUUGAACUAAAGCCAUCGUUUAAAAAUAAUAUGUACUCUUUGGUGACUAAAGGCCAUUUAGAUAGGGAAGUGACAUCGCACUAUGAAAUAGCAAUAACUGCAAUUGACUUCGGUCAACCUCCCUUGUCUACCUUCAAAACCUUGAAAAUAGAGAUAUCAGAUGUCAACGAUAACGGUCCACAAUUUCCCCAGAAUCCUUUAGAGCUUUACCUGGAGGAAAAUAAUGCCCCUGGCGCCUCUAUAUUUUCCGUUACGGCAUCUGACAGAGACUUGGAUGAGAACGCUGACAUUACAUAUCAGAUUGUAAGAAAUGAUGAAACACAGAAUGACAUGUCCUCUUUUCUAAAUAUUAACGCAGAUAACGGACAUAUCCAUGCGUUGAAAAGCUUUGACUUUGAAAAGGUAAAAACUUUUCAGUUUCAGAUUCUUGCAAAAGAUUCGGGAAGUCCUCCUCUUAGCAGUAACGUUACAGUGAAGGUGUAUAUUCUUGAUCAAAACGACAAUACACCAGUCAUACUGUCUCCUGUUAGUGCCAAUGGCUCCGCAGAAGGUGUUGAAGAGAUUCCCCGCAAUGUCAACGCAGGACAUCUGGUCACGAAAGUGAGAGCCUUUGACGCAGACGUAGGAUACAAUGGCUGGCUACUGUAUUCACUUCACGAAAUUACUGACCACACACUCUUUGGGCUGGACCGUUACACGGGACAGAUAAGGACUCUUCGGCCAUUUACAGAGACAGACGAGGCUGCACAUAAGCUGACCAUAGUGGUCAAAGACAAUGGAAAUGUUUCUCUUUCGGCAUCUGCAACAGUGACCAUUACAGUUGUUGAGCCAAAAGAAGCCUUUGCAGCAUCUGAUGUCAAAAGCACAGUUAACAGUGAAGAUGAAAGUAACGUUACAUUUUAUUUGAUUAUCACCUUGGGCUCGGUGUCAGUGCUCUUUAUUGUCAGUAUCAUAGUGCUCAUCGCUAUGCAGUGCUCUAAAUCAACAGACUAUUCAUCCAAAUAUUUACAAGAUCCAAAUUAUGAUGGGACGUUGUGCCACAGCAUCCAAUACAGAUCUGGAGAUAAACGGUACAUGUUAGUUGGGCCCAGAAUGAGCAUCGGGUCCACUAUUGUCCCCGGAAGUAAUGGAAAUACUCUUGUCGUACCUGAUCGCAGAAGAACUACUUCCGGAGAGGUAAGAGAUAUCAAAAUAAUAAAUGUAUACUACGAACGUGCGAUGGGGAUACAAUUGCACGACAACCUAACAAAAACACACAAAAACACACUGCAUCUUAAUAUGAAUAACAUUUCACGUUAAACUUAAGGCU